AUGUCGGUUCAUUCAUUUUCCGCAGAAGCUGCUGCAGAUUGCCGUUCUACAACUCCUUCCAUGCGUCCAUUAACAAACGACAAACAAUAUUAUCAUAUGCCUUUCAACGAGCGUAAACCGUGUUGCUAUGUCACUUCUUACUGGCACGAUCACAAGCGGCGACUGUACAAUACAAACUUGUUGGAGCGCGUUUGCGACAAGCUGAGGGAAGGAAUAGACGAUGUGGAAGAAAUGACGAGGACUGAACAAGAGCAUCCCGAAAGACGACUCAGAGCGGUAAUGGACGACCUUGCCAACGGGACUGCUACGUAUCUCAGACUUGUUAAGUCGGCUGGAAAUCAGACAGGAGCCAGCGCAGUUGGACGCACUCGCCUCGACCGAGAACGUCAGCGUCUAUGUCUCCGCGAAAUCGAACGAGUAUCAAACGAAGCUGCGGCUGUCAGAAAAGUUCGAAAGUCAAAUCUUGACGAAAAACUUGCCCAGGCGAAUGACUUGCUCGUUACGCUCAAUAAACUAAUGGCAGAGCCACAAGACUCUGUUCCAGACAUCAUUAUCUGGAUGCUUCGAGGAGGAAAGCGGCAUGCUUUUACCAAAAUAAGCGCUCGGCAAGUUUUUCAUUCAAUCGUUGAGGAAGAGAGUGGGAAACAUUGUGGGAAGAUUCAAACUCGCUUUCUGACCCUUCCUGGUCGCAAAGGACUUGGAAGUUCUGGCUGGACAAUUCAAGCGAAACUAGAAAUUUACAUGUGGUUUGGCCUAGCGAAAAACAAAAAGACUACCUCAGAGGCCUUCCAAACGGUCAUUUUUUCAACAUGUGUCGGAAGAACACAAGUGAUUGAUAAGACCCUCUCACCCACGUGGGACGAGAUGAUUGAAAUGACUGACAUAACAAUGUAUGGAAAAGCAGAAGAUUUCCAAAACGAUCCGCCGAUGGUCAUUGUCGAAAUUUUCGACCAAGACGAAGAAAUGUCAUUUCUAGGGCAAGGCGGAAAAGAAAAAGCGGAGUACAUUGGGCGGUUGAUCGCCAAACCAGUUGUAAAAAUGGCCGGCGAUCCAUACGACAAGCCGAAUUUCCCACCAACUUUGGACUGGUAUCAAGUUUACAGAGGAACAGUACGAGCUGGUGAAGUUCUAGCCUGCUUCGAGCUUCUCCAACAACCAGUCGACUCAAGAACUCUUGAAAAGAAGCUGUGGAGAAUCUGGUGCGAGUCAAAAGGUCUUCCCAUGAAAGAAAACGACAUAAAGGUUGUCGACAAGAGAAUCACAGAACAGGGCGUCUGCGUCUCCGUACCUCGCGGAAUCCGACCGAUUCUAGCACCUCAUCGCGUUGAAGUUCUUUUCUGGGGACUCAGGGACCUCAAGCGCGUGAAUUUGAUGGCAGUCAAUCACCCACGAGUCGAAGUCGAAAUCGCGGGAAAAUCGAUUGAAUCAGAAAUCAUCGAGAACUACAAGAAAAAUCCCAACUUUAGCAUACCUAUUAAAUUUAUCGAAGACGUCGAGCUUCCCGACAAUCAGUACUUAUGUCCUCCAAUAACGAUCAAGGCGAAAGACACGCGAACAUUUGGCCAAGAUAUUCUCCUUGGAACUCAUAUCAUUCGGAAUGUAUCCAAAUUUUUCUACACGUGUCCGCCCAAACACUCCCUUGCUGCUGAUGAGGCAAGUUUAGUCAUUCAGGGAUCAAUUCACGAAAGUCAAAAUGUCGCGGCAAAAGAGACAAAAUCAGCGGUCCUUGUUCCAAUCGACGAAGAUUCAAAAAAAGAUGACGAAGAAGAAGCCACGGACGAAGUUGCGCUCGACUGGUGGAGCAAGUACUUUGCCUCAAAAGAAACGAAUAAAGCGGACAAAGCAGAAGCCGAACAAAACGCAGAACCUGCGUCUGAUGAUGAAAACGGCAACAAUGCUGCGGAGAACUCAAAAGAUCCCCCUGUAGAUAGUGAAACACAAUCAUCAGCUAGAUUUUCAAAAAUUCAAAAGACACCGAGAACGUCAAAACUGAACCGGCCUUCGUUGCCAAAGCCACCUGAGAUUCAGUCAGACCCUGAUUUUGAGGGAGCCAAUGUUCCUAAUGUUGAUGAGGAACCAGAGGAAAUCAUCGAAGAGCUCAAAAUAUUCGACGCAGAACUUGAAGCGCAACCUGAAUUCAAUGGCUUCACCGAUUUGUUCCAUUCAUUUGAACUCUACAGAGGAAAGAUGUCCGAUGAUGGAUCAGACGAGAACCGAGUCGUGGGAGGCUUCAAAGGUGGCUUUAAAAUCUAUCGCAUGCCUGUUCCAAAGGAUUCUGAGCAGCCUUGUCCAGUGAAUGGAAUGUUCAAAGGGCUUCCUUCAAAUGAGCCGAUUCAUGUCCUUUGCCGUGUAUAUAUUGUACAAUGUAACGAUCUCCAUCCAAUGGAUCCAAAUGGAAAGGCUGAUCCCUACCUAAAAAUAACUCUCGGCGGAACUACCAUAAACGACAAGGAUAACUACGUGAGCAAACAGUUAAAUCCCGUCUUCGGGAAGUGCUUCGACAUCGAAGCCACAUUCCCUAUGGAUUCUCAGCUAUCAGUUCAAGUGUUUGAUUGGGAUUUGCUUUCUGGAGAUGAUCUUAUUGGUGAAACAAAGAUCGACCUGGAGAACAGAUUCUAUUCAAAGCAUCGCGCUACUUGUGGCUACAGUCAAAGAUAUGCAAUCUUCGGCUAUAAUCAGUGGAGAGAUCCACAAAAGCCGACGCAGAUUCUAACAAAACUUUGCAAAGAAGCGAAACUGGAUGGUCCUUACUUUGAAAAUGGAAAAGUUAGAAUCGGCAAAAGAACAUUCACUGGCCAGCAAGAAAUCGAAGACGAGAAUGGUCUAAGGAAAGCCACAUCUGAGCAUGCCGCUCUGAUCGCUCUCAAAAACUGGCAUGACAUGCCGAAAGCUGGAGUGAGCCUUGUUCCAGAGCACGUAGAAUGUCGAGGACUCUAUAAUCCAGAAAAUCCGGGCAUCGAGCAAGGAAAGGUUGAGAUGUGGGUUGAUAUGUUUCCGAUGGACAUGCCUGCACCCGGUCCGCCAGUCGAUAUUUCACCGCGAAAGCCGAAGAAAUACGAACUGAGAGUAAUCAUUUGGAACACAGAUGAAGUCAUUUGUGAAGACGACGAUGUGUUCACUGGCGAGAAAAUGUCAGAUAUUUACGUCAAAGGCUGGAUAAACGGCUUGGAUGAGGAUAAACAAGAGACUGACAUUCACUAUCGAAGUUUAACGGGCGAAGGCAACUUCAACUGGCGUUUUAUGUUCCCCUUUGAUUAUCUCGUCGCCGAGCAGAAGAUAGUCGUCUCGAAGAAGGAAUCCGUCUUAUCAUGGGACGAAACAGAGUUCAGGCUUCCAGCAAGGCUGACGUUGCAAGUGUGGGAUGCGGAUCACUUUUCUGCCGAUGAUUUCUUGGGAGAAAUGGUUCUUGAUCUCAAUGCAAUGCCAAGAGGCGCUAAGACAGCGAAAAGUUGCACUGUAGAAACUUGUACGCUAGAAAACGGAAAUAUUCCUACUGUUUCGCUCUUCCAACUGCGGCGUAUAAAAGGUUGGUGGCCAUUCCUGCGGACGGAUGAAGCAAACCCGACUGGUGAAAAAGAAGUUACGGGGAAGGUUGAAGCAGAAAUCCACCUCAUGACCUUCGAGGAAGCUGAAAAGGCCCCAGCUGGUCGCGGUCGAGAAGAACCGGAUCCACUUGAAAAGCCAAACCGCCCUGAUACCUCAUUCGUGUGGUUCAUGACCCCACUCAAAUCCAUUCAAUACCUCAUCUGCGUCCGGUUCAAAUCGUUGUUGAUCAAAAUCAUUAUUUUCGGCUUGAUUGGGUUGUUGCUUGGAUUGUUCUUGUACUCUGCGCCCGGAUUGAUCAUGCAGAAGAUACUAGGAGUUUAA
Messenger RNA from Oikopleura dioica, 3867 nucleotides. The record is from the annotation of a GenBank genome assembly. Lineage: Eukaryota; Metazoa; Chordata; Appendicularia; Copelata; Oikopleuridae.